CCUACACGGUGCUUGCGGGAAGCGGGCGCUGAGUGGAUGGGGGCUGCGGCCCGGAUGAGGAGCGGAGAAAAGGCCCGGCCAACUAAGCCCCCCCCCCCCCGUUCUCCGCUGGCUGAUAGCAGCGAGCCCGUUUCCCAGGCCGGUUUAGCUUUUUCUUGGGCAGAGCGAGAAGGCCAAGAGCUGGAAGAACGGCCUGUCUGAAGAUGUCUUCUGGGCUCAGGACAGCGAGUUUCCCAGCCUGGAAGCGCCACAUCUUGGAUGAGCUCAGACGACGGGAUCGGCUCCAGAGGCAGGCUUUUGAAGAGAUAAUUUUGCAGUAUAACAAAUUGCUGGAGAAGUCAGAUCUCCAUGCAGUGCUGGCUGACAAGCUACAAGCAGAAAAAUAUGACUUACCAAGCCGCCAUGAGAUCAGUCCAGGACACGAUGGGUCAAGGAAUGAUGCUCACUUGCAAGAAAUAGCCCAGCUAAGAAUUAAACAUCAAGAGGAACUGACAGAGCUACACAAGAAACGUGGCGAGUUGGCCCAAUCGGUGAUAGAUCUAAACAACCAAAUUCAACAAAAGGACAGAGAAAUGCAAAUUAAUGAAGCAAAGAUUGCGGAAUAUUUGCAAAGAAUAUCUGAGCUAGAAACAGAGUGUCAGGAACUGCGUAACAUGCUGCAAGAUCUUGAACGAGCCAAUCAGACUCUUAAGGAUGAAUACGAUGCUCUUCAGAUUACCUUCACAGCGCUAGAAGAGAAAUUAAGAAAAACAACUGAAGAUAAUCAAGAAUUGGUGACUCGUUGGAUGGCAGAGAAGGCUCAGGAAGCUAAUCGUCUCAAUGCAGAAAAUGAGAAAGAUUCAAGAAGGCGACAGGCCAAGCUUCAGAAAGAACUAGCGGAAGCUGCCAAGGAGCCACUGCCAGUUGAACAGGAUGAUGAUAUUGAAGUGCUUCCAGAUGAAACCUCAGAUGCAGCUGAGGAUACGUCUCCAGUCCGUGCUGUCAGCCGGACAGCCAGUAAGCGACUUUCCCAGCCAGCUGGAGGCCUUCUGGACUCUAUCACUAAUAUCUUUGGUCUGUCUGAGUCUCCCCUUUUGGGACAUCACUCUUCUGAUACUGCCAGGAGGCGCUCUCAGUCCUCAAUUUCCAUCCCACAAGAUAAUGUUGAUAUGCACCCGGGUACAAGAAAAGAAGUGCGAGUUCCUACUACUGCAGUGUGUGUCUUUGAUGCUCAUGAUGGAGAGGUGAAUGCAGUUCAAUUCAGCCCUGGCUCUCGGUUACUGGCAACAGGUGGCUUGGACCGGAGAGUGAAACUCUGGGAAGUCUACGGAGACAACUGUGAGUUUAAAGGUUCUCUGUCUGGCAGUAAUGCGGGUAUAACAAGCAUAGAGUUUGACAGUGCUGGCUCUUACCUAUUAGCAGCUUCAAAUGACUUUGCCAGUAGGAUUUGGACUGUAGAUGAUAACCGGUUACGGCACACGCUCACAGGGCACAGUGGAAAAGUCUUGUCAGCGAAAUUCCUGUUGGACAAUGCACGCAUUGUAUCUGGGAGUCACGACAGAACGCUCAAGCUAUGGGAUCUGCGCAGCAAAGUCUGUAUAAAGACUAUAUUUGCCGGCUCCAGCUGCAAUGAUCUGGUCUGCACAGAACAAUGUGUGAUGAGUGGACACUUUGACAAGAAAAUUCGCUUUUGGGAUAUUAGAACUGAGAGCACUGUGCUAGAAAUGGAACUCCUUGGUAGGAUUACAGCUCUAGAUCUGAACCCAGAGAGAACAGAGCUUCUCUCUUGUUCUCGAGAUGAUUUGUUGAAGAUUAUUGAUCUUAGAGUCAAUGCUGUUAAACAGACUUUCAGUGCCCAAGGGUUUAAAUGUGGGUCUGACUGGACCAGAGUUGUAUUCAGCCCAGAUGGCAAUUAUGUGGUGGCUGGCUCAGCAGAUGGUUCCCUGUAUAUUUGGAAUGUGCUCACUGGGAAAGUGGAGAAAGUGCUCUCCAAGCAUCACAGCAACUCUAUUAAUGCUGUGGCAUGGUCACCAUCUGGAGCCCAUGUGGUCAGUGUGGAUAAAGGAAACAAGGCUGUCCUGUGGUCUGACUUUUGACUCAAAGGUGCAGAUGCCAGUAUGCCAAAAACCUGCAUGGGAAAGCAGCAGUCUGUGUCUGGACAGGACUGAUGUUCCAGUCAGUGAUCUUUUGCUAAGUGUGUAGGUUUGACUCUAGGAAAGAACUCUGAUGCAGCAACCAAGGAAGGCAAGCCCUUCCACUCUAAAGUAUGCUUCUGGGAUUCAACCUUCAUGAAGGACUGGGUGCAGAACCAACUAGGCUUUAAGAUACACCGUUUGUGCACUGGAAAGAGUGUUUGUUACCAGGCAGCAGUGCCAAACAGUUCCUUAAACAAUUAUGUACCGCACUUCAUGCCUUGGGGUGCUUUAGCAACGUUCCUGUGUAUCCUGAUGUUAUGCAUGUACUGUCACCUGUGUUCUCUUCUGUGGAUUAACUAAAGAUAUGAGGUAAAGAGUCCUGAAACAUAAUAAGGGGUGGGUCUCAGCUGUGAUGUUACUUGGUUUGGGCAGUUGUGUUCACAGUGCCUCCAGCACUCAGUGAAUCACAGCUCCCUGCAUUGGCUUGGCCUGUAAUAGGGGGACCUGCCAAUUCUGCAGUGAUGAUGCAUCUUCCAAAGCCUUUCCAGGUAGCAGCGGAACAGAAGCUUUUUAAUUUGACCCAGUUAUGUCUUGGGUUCUACUUGUGGGCAGUGACUACUGCUGUGGUGAAGAAGAAUGUAUUAAAAACAUGAUUUCAGCACCAAAUACUCAAUUAUUUCCAUUGUCCUUCUGUACCAGAGCCUCAAGCACAGAAGAGUGAGGAGAAAUAGAGCUCUGAAUGUAAAUGUUCUGGUGGUGGCAAAUCCAGAUAGCUCACCUACAUGUGCAAUAUUCUUCCUGUGCUGGAGCUCUCCCUUUGCCAAUGAGCAGACUUGUACCACUAUCUCCUGGCAAUCAAAUGCACAGUAUGGUUUGGGGAGAACUAAGAUGUGCCAUUGAGCAUUCAUCCAGCCAAACAUUUUUCCAUGUUCAGUGGGCCUCAAGACAAGCCACCAGCAUUUAAUUGCCUUUUAAUUUGCACUUUAAUUUUGCUUCCUUCCUAAACUUGUUUUGUAUGGAAGUGCGUUUGUAUUGAAGGGCAGAGGUGAGCAGAAAUUCUCUUUGUGUCUGGACCUCUUCAUUUUUGACAAUUUCUGCUAAGGAAAACAGGUCAACCCUUAUUUAUUGUAUUAAUCCGCCCACUAGUACUUGACUGAUUAUAAAUAAACCUGUGUCCUGCUUCUAAAUC
This is a messenger RNA of Eublepharis macularius, 3303 nucleotides long. It is a transcript of the gene ATG16L1, whose product is annotated as autophagy related 16 like 1. The record is from RefSeq and is a predicted model, not a curated record. Gene Ontology annotation, molecular function: protein binding. Gene Ontology annotation, biological process: autophagosome assembly; negative stranded viral RNA replication. Bases 204 to 2075 code for a protein of 623 amino acids. Gene Ontology annotation, cellular component: autophagosome membrane. The transcript has 20 exons. Lineage: Eukaryota; Metazoa; Chordata; Lepidosauria; Squamata; Eublepharidae.